Solanum stenotomum is the source of this 1023-nucleotide messenger RNA. RefSeq lists its product as uncharacterized. The record is from RefSeq and is a predicted model, not a curated record. Bases 1 to 1023 code for a protein of 340 amino acids. Lineage: Eukaryota; Viridiplantae; Streptophyta; Magnoliopsida; Solanales; Solanaceae. Gene Ontology annotation, molecular function: nucleic acid binding; zinc ion binding. The transcript is spliced from 3 exons.
AUGUCUACUCGAAGGGCUUUUACUAGAAGGAAUGUGAGGGAGAAUGUGGAACUAAAAGCUCCUCCUCAAGCUCUGGUCAAUCCUUUGGCCAAACAAGUUACAAAUGCGGAGUUUAGAUCGGCUUUCCAAAUGUUGGCUCAAGCCAUGACGGCUCAAUCCAAUAGAGAUGUAGUAGUCCCUGUGAACCCAAAUAUGGUGUGGUACAACCAAUGGAAGGAAACAAGACCGGUAGGAGUGGGUCCUAUAGAGUGGAAAAUGUUUAAAUCUGAUUUUCUUGAUAGGUUCUUUCCCUCUGAGAUGGAGGAAGCAAAAGUGCUUAAGUUCAUUAACCUUUGUCAAGGAAUUAUGAGUGUGAGGGAAUAUGCUCUAAAGUUCACACAAUUGUCGAAAUAUGAUCCAACAAUGGUUGCUGAUUCUAGGGCAAGGAUGAGUAAGUUUGUAUCGGGUGAGUCCAAAAUGGUGGUUAAAGAGUGUCGUACCGCCAUGCUCAUUGGUGACAUGGACAUCUCUCGUCUCAUGGUGCACGCACAACAAAUUGAAGAGGAGAUACUCAAAGAAAAGUCUAGGGAGGUAAAAAGGGCUAAGUCCAGUGAUGGUAAUUUCUCACAUGCUAGAUCCGAUGGACAUGGUCAUCCUAAGUUUCGACAAGGAUUUUCCAGUCAAGGUUCCUCUAACGCUCCUCCUAAGUUUAACAAGGAUAGGGUGUCUAACCCUAAACCUCAAAGAGGUAAUGGAGGUGGUUCUUCUUUGGAUAGGUCUACUUGUGCUAAGUGUGGGAAGAAGCAUGAUGGUAAGUGUCUAACCGGCAUGGACGAUUGCUUUAGUUGUGGGAAUAAUGGUCACAAAAUGAAGGAUUGCCCCAUGUUUGCGGUUAAAGGGAGAGAGGGAAAGCAAGCUACUCCUAAUGGUUCAGGUUCCAAUGAUCCCAAGAAAAACCACUUCUAUGCACUUCAGGCUCGAGGCGAACAAGAGAGUUCUAUGGAUGUGGUUACUGGUUUGAUGUUCUUCCGGAUGAGCUGUUAG